AUGCCCAAAAGAGGAGAUUUAUUAGAAAUAGGUUUAACUCUUCUCGAAUGUGUUUUUGAAUAUCUCCAAAAAACAACUUUAAUAACUAAAAUACAUAGAGUUUUGGUGUUUGCUGGAGUUGCAAUAAUUGGUUUAACCGUAUUUACAUUCCUUUUACAACCAAUAUAUCAAGAAAGUCCAUUGAUAAUGGAAUUUUGGUUACCAACUGAUAACCCUUUUAUUACCGCGAUGCUUUGGUUGUUACAAAGCCAUAGUUUAUACGCUGCUUUGAUGAUUAUAAUUGGGACAGAUUCUUUAUUUGUUGCAAUGUGCGUCCACAUGUACGUGCAAUUAUUAUUGCUUCAACAAGAAUAUGGUAAAUUGGUGUUACCCGCUAAUUGUACUCCGGAAGAAGAAAUUGAAUGCCGGAAAAAGCUUAGAAUUUGUGUUAUACAUCAUCAAUUUUUAUUAAGAUUAUUUGGGGGAAUGAGAAAAGUUUAUUCACCGCUUUAUUUAGCUCAAUUUUUCUCAACUUUAAUUUCCACUUGUAUGGAUUUUUUUAUUAUUUCAACAAAUGCGGAAUCUCUUGAUAUCGCUGAAGUGAUCAACAAAUUCUUUUACGUUGCAACAAUUCAAAUACAAUUUGCACUUUAUUGUUUUCCCGCUGAAUACUUAACAGAACAGUUAAAAAAUCUAUCAGAUGCGGUUUACGCUUCAAAAUGGUAUGAAAGCAAACCGUCAUUUCGAAGGGAAUUAACUAUGGUUAUGGCAGCUUCUUUAAAACAAUCGGCUUUUACAGCUGGUGGAUUUUCUGAUGUCCGAAUGAGUACAUUUACAAAUGUAAAAUUUUAA
Messenger RNA from Onthophagus taurus, 831 nucleotides. The record is from RefSeq and is a predicted model, not a curated record. Lineage: Eukaryota; Metazoa; Arthropoda; Insecta; Coleoptera; Scarabaeidae.